CGGUGAAAGGCGGUUGUGAAGGUACUGCCAUAAACAGAGCGCAGACUGCGCCUUUAAGAAGUGCAAAUCGAAACAGUAAAGCAUUCGCAGUGUCAAUGUACUAACAAUGAAUUUAAUCGACAUGGUCUUGAUUCAAUUCUUGCUGUUUAAUGGCAUAUGGACCAUUAAAGGUCAGCAUGGAAACCCUCUGAACAAGUACAUCCGCCACUAUGAGGGCCUGUCCUACGACACCGAGGCCCUGCACAGCAACCACCAGAGAGCCAAGAGGGCCGUCUCCCACGAGGACAAGGUCCUGCAGCUUGACUUCCACGCACAUGGAAGGCAUUUCAAUCUGCGGAUGAAGAGGGACACCAGCCUGUUCUCUCCAGACCUCAAGGUAGAGAUAUCAGGAGUGGAGGCGCCCUACGACCCCUCCCACAUUUACACUGGAGAAAUCUUCGGUGAGAAGGGAACUUUGACCCACGGCUCGGUGGUGGACGGCAGGUUUGAAGGCUUCAUCCAGACCCACCAGGGCAUGUACUACGUGGAGCCUUCGGAGAGGUACCUCAGAGACAAGGACGUGCCCUACCACUCAGUCAUCUACCACGAGGGGGACAUCAAUUACCCUCAUAAGUAUGGGUCAGAGGGGGGCUGUGCUGACCACUCAGUGUUUGAAAGGAUGAAGAAGUACCAGGCCUCGGCUAUGGAGGAGCCUCUCAAGGAGCCCAGCAGUGUGGUGGAGGAAGAGGAGAGGUCCCAUGGACAUGGUCCGGUGAUCCUGAGGAAGAAGAGAGCAGCUCAGAUAGAGAAGAACACCUGCCAGCUCUUCAUCCAGACUGACCACCUCUUCUUCAAGUACUACGGCACCAGAGAGGCUGUCAUCGCACAGAUCUCCAGCCAUGUCAAGGCCAUUGACUCUAUCUACCAGGGUACUGACUUCCUAGGCAUCCGCAACAUCAGCUUCAUGGUCAAAAGGAUCAGGAUAAACACGACCAGUGAUGAGCGGGACAUCACCAAUCCGUUCCGCUUCGCUAACAUUGGGGUGGAGAAGUUCCUGGAGCUCAACUCAGAACAGAACCAUGAUGACUAUUGCCUGGCCUAUGUCUUCAGUGACAGGGACUUUGACGACGGGGUGCUGGGCCUGGCCUGGGUCGGAGCUCCUGCAGGGAGCUCCGGAGGUAUCUGUGAGAAGAGUAAGUUGUACUCUGAUGGGAAGAAGAAGUCUCUGAACACCGGCAUCAUCACGGUGCAGAACUACGCCUCCCAUGUCCCCCCCAAGGUCUCCCACAUCACCUUCGCACAUGAGGUUGGACACAACUUUGGCUCUCCGCAUGACUCUGGGACAGAGUGCACCCCAGGAGAGUCCAAGGCCCAGGAGAAGAAGGAGCAGGGGAACUACAUCAUGUACGCCCGGGCCACAUCAGGGGACAAGCUCAACAACAACAAGUUCUCUAUCUGCAGCGUGAGGAACAUCAGCCAGGUCCUGGAGAAGAAGAGGGGCAACUGCUUUGUGGAGUCUGGCCAGCCCAUCUGUGGUAAUGGUCUGGUGGAGGCAGGGGAGCAGUGUGACUGUGGUUACAGUGACCAGUGUAAAGACGAGUGCUGCUACAACGCCAACGAGGCCGACGGCAACAAGUGCAAACUUAAGCCCGGCAAAAUCUGUAGCCCCAGCCAGGGUCCCUGCUGUACACCGACGUGCAACUUCAAGGGCUCCAAUGAUAAGUGUAGGGACGAGUCAGAGUGUGCUGAACAGGGCAUGUGUAACGGAGGCACUGCCCAGUGCCCCACCUCUGAACCCAAAGCCAACUUCACCGCCUGCCAUGGAGAGACACAAGUCUGCCUCAACGGGGGCUGCUCUGGCUCCAUCUGUGAGAAGUAUGGUCUGGAAGUGUGUACCUGUGCCAGUAUUGAGGGAACAGACGAGACUGAGCUGUGCCACGUCUGCUGUCAGGAGAGAAUGAAACCCGACACCUGCAGCAGCACGGGCUCCGAGAAGUGGGCCCGCUUCUUCAGCAAGAAGAUCACCACGCUGCAGCCAGGCUCCCCCUGCAACGACUUCAAGGGUUACUGCGACGUGUUCAUGAGGUGCCGGCUGGUGGACGCAGACGGCCCCCUGGCCAGGCUAAAGAAAGCCAUCUUCAACGCAGAGCUCUACGAGAACAUCGCAGAGUGGAUAGUGGCUCACUGGUGGGCAGUGUUGCUGAUGGGCAUUGCUCUCAUCAUGCUGAUGGCUGGUUUCAUCAAGAUCUGCAGUGUCCACACACCCAGCAGCAACCCCAAACUGCCCCCACCCAAGCCACUGCCAGGCACGUUGAAGAGGAGGAGACGGCAGCAAUCGAAUGGCCAGCAGCCCCAGCAGCAGCGCAACCAACGCCAGCCCAGAGAGAACUAUCAGUUGGGUCAGAUGAGACGUUGAGACACUGGGCCCCUCUUUGCCUUGGUUCUUCCUAGUGCCUACAGUGGGAACACUUCACUCCAAAGAGUUACCUGUACCAUUCAUUGCAACCACCCAUCUGCAAAACUAACUGUCAACAGAACUGAUUUCAAUAGACAAGACGUACAGUUCCAGGACCUAACGGACCAUAUCAACACCACUGCUCUGGGAGCCAGCCGAGCUGUCCUUCACACAGCUGUAAGCAGAGAAUAUUAUAGGAAAGCUCUUGGCAAUGACGGGAAGAGAAAAUUACUGAUUUCUGUUGUUCUUUUUUCUUUAUUUUUUCCUGGAGUGCAGGGGAGAGCAGCAUUGUGGUCAUGCAGCCUCUCCUCUCCUCCUUUUUAGCGUGUUUCAUCUGUUUGUCCUUUCUGAAGUGCUGCCCUCCUGAGCAGGAAAACAGGACUGCAGGUCACAUGGGUUUUUGCUGCCAUGCAAAGCCAGGAUGUGAGACAUUGCAGCAGAAGAGACUAAUUUGCCAAUGUAAUUAUUAUUUUGUAAUCAAAACAUGAUAAGAAAAAAUGCACAGGCUUUUAUUUCCAAAGCAUACAUGUUCUUUCUGCGUGCAAUUGUACAGGUAUUGAGAUGUAGAUUUUUUUUCUUUGUAUAAUAUGAAAUCGAUUGUUUUCCUGCUGUCUGAUAAAGAUUAUUUACUGUUUUAAUUCACUCUCUCAGGAUUAAUAAAACAAAAAACAGCCCUAUCUGUCACAUUUAGAAGCUGCUGUGGGGUGGAUCAGAACAGACCUCGGUUAUCAGAACAUGGAGGGAAUGUAAACCAAAAGCUGAAUGUGAUUAAAGCAGGGUAUAGAGAGGCGACAGAGAUGUAGAGACUGUUGUGAUAUUCGGAUGUGAUAUCGGAGGAUAUCAUUGGGCUGGUGGAAGGUGUCAUUUUCAGACAGGUUUGCUUCUAGAGGUGCAGUUUGGGGAUGCAACUGUAGCUUUUAAAUUUUUUACUUAAUUAUGACAUUGUUCUCUUCAGCAAUUUUUUUCUGACUCAAUGCAUUGAUGUGAAUCACUGAACCACUAAAUACAGCAGAUGUACCUUGUCUAUUGAUCAUUCCAUGUGAGGGAUGGUUGGAGAAAGGAGAGAAUCUUCAAUGCAUUAGCAUACAAGGCUGUCCAAAGGCUGGCUGGUGCUACACCUCAUGACUAUGCCACUGAACGUGGUUACAUCAUAUUCUUCAAGUCACAGGGCCUUGGCCAGAGCCUGUGAACACAGGCCAAGGUCCAUAGGGGGCAAUAUUACAGAGGGCAUCACAGACAGUCACUGUACUGGUCUGGACAUGCUCUCGCCUAGCUCGGCUGCCCUCACCAAUGUUGUUACCUUAAUAAAUGCACAGUCUUUAAGAGCUGACCUGGGAACAAUGGAAUGCCCUGUUACAUACCAGUUUGAAGGCAGCUUGAGGAAUCUUCUUCUCUUAUGGCAUGCAUUAGGAAUGUGAUGGUUUGCCAGAUGAAGAUCCUGGAUGGCUUUAAUGUGAUUGUUGUUUUUUCUUUUUUUUCUUAUUUUAGCAAUUCAGAUAUUUGUAUAUGGGGAAUUGUAUCGAUAAAGUCCUACAGUGGCUUAAUGUCUGAGUGUCCAGCUAUGCCAAGCUGUUACAUAUGAACUGAGAUUGAUAAGGCUACCAAUUGCCUGUAACUUUUCUCCCUUUGGCCAUCAUUUCCAUGUUGUUUCUCUCCUAUGAUGUAUAUCUGUGUUGCAUGUCCUGUCUCUCUCCCUAACCCCACAUCUCUAUUGGAAGUACAUAGCUCUGCUCUGGGGAUGAUCUCCACCAAAAGAGACCUAUAUGUCAUAGUCUGUGGUUUGUGUAAAGACAUAAAAAAUGUGUCUAAAUGGAUUUGAGUCUGAUUCUCCUGAGCCCAUUGCAACUCCACAGUCUGUCUGGAGGUCAGUGGGGUUUGUAAUGUACCGCUGGCUCAGAGCCACGGAGACCAGGACACAGGCAGGAUAUCCAAAGUGACACUGCUUGACUUCAGGUGUCUUUUAGAAGGUCAACUUGACUGACUGUAGGGAGAGGAUGUGGGAUAAAUGUACCGUCCUGUUUGUUGUCCUGUCUUUGUGUGGCAGGUGUGGAAAGUCUUUCGAAGCCUGUUACCAAGGUCUCUCAAAUCAGAAUGAGCAUAGACUAGCACUCAAGGUCAGGAGGUAACCCUAAGUCCUUUUAUUUUUGAUGACUUUGUUUAUCCCAUUUAAAUGAUGUGACUAUAUUGAUAUUAUAUGACUGAUUCUGGCCCAUUAUGCCUUAUCAGGUAGGUAGACCCUAGGCAGUGUGUCCUGGAGCUUAAUUAAAGUCAAGCAGGACUCUUCACAUAUUAAUGCCUUCAUUGUUUCCUCCCAAAACUGGUCAAUAUUGAAUGAGGAAAAUGACUCUUAUCUAUGUAGCCACAUACAAUGUCUACAAGAGAGCCUCUGAAAUGGAAAAAAAAACUGAUCCUCCCUUGAUUCUAACGUCUUUCUGUUUGGUGCUGGUGAGUAUGGGUUUGUGCUGGAUAAUAAAAUAUUGUUUCUCAUUACCUUUGGCAUUUAGUAAGGCUCAUCGGAGGAGUGUGGUCGUCUUAAAUUCAUUCUUCUCAUUGUCUUUUUAUUCCUGUUUUAAGGUAAUAGGUGGGUAUAUAGGGGGCGGUGCCUGGGAUUUACAUUUCUGUCUUUAAUUUGUCUUGCAAAUUUUUGGGGGAGAAACGCUUGCUCUGAAAUGUAAACCGAGAGAAUCCAGAAUGGGAAAAGUCUAAUACUGCUGUCUGAUUUGAAUGUCUGCUGUGUUUUAAACAGUAUCUUCAAUUUUCUUUACGAUUUUCUUUUCUUGGUUCUGUUUCCGGUUCUACUCAAAUUUAAACAUUUUACUAAAAUUGCAAAAAGUAUUGUGCAAAUGUUUUGUUUUUUUAACUACUUGAAAUGCUUUAAUAAAAAUAGACUUGAUCAAAAAAUGUUCAGAGAAUGGAAAAGAAUGGCUGAGAAGUCAUUCCAUGGUUGGUUUGUUCAUUGUCACUUUCAGUGGAUAAGCAAAACAGAAGGCCCACUUCAAGAUAUCGCACAGCUUGACAGGGCUAUCAUCCAAGGAAAUCAAGCUCAUAAACUCAGAAUAAAAGAAAAGUUUUACAUCUCGCUAAAUCUGAGGGUGGUUUUAACCUCCCAGACUUGGAAUUGCAUCAACUCCCCACCCAAGGCUUUUACUUGAGACAUUGUUAAAUGCACUAAAAAGGAACAAUGGGUUGAAGAUGUGCAUGCUCACCCCCAGAAUCUUUUCACAUGUCUAUUUUUCAAAGGAUAAAGCUAAGAACAUGAACAACUUCAUUGUUAAGAACACUAUAACGAUAUGGAAGAAAAUGAAACGGAUUCUACAAGAACCAAAUCUCACUAGCAAAAAAACAAUCCUUGAACAGCUUUUCAGUAUGCACUGAUAAUAACAUGGAAAACUAAAAGGUAUAGAAAUCAUAAAUUAUUUGGUAAUAGGACAUACAUGUAUUUCCAUGACAGAAUUAAAAAGCAAUUUUGCACUGACCGAUGUAGAAAUUGUCAAAUACAUGCAAUUUGUAAACUAAUGUAUUAAAAAGAGAUCAAAUUCUACAGCAGAAGGAGAGUCAUAUGUCUUAAGUGUAAAACUAACAAAGGUUGAAUAAUCCAUACCUUUUGGGAAUGCAACAGGCCAAAAGUAAUAGGUGGAGUUAGAAAGUUGGCUGUCAGAAGUAUUCAUGUAAAUUUACUUUUUGGUUCAUAUUUCAAGACCUGUCAUAUGAGGGUGCAGUGAGAUACCCAAUGGGUAUCUUCUCGUCCAUUAUCUUGAAAUAUACCAAUCCUCCAUCGUUAAGACAAUAGAAAAAUCAUAUGGUUCAUUAUCUAAAUAUAUUAAAGAGCAUUUUCGGGCUUGGCAGGUGUGAUGUCAUGGAUGUUCGUGUGCGUCUAAAUGUUGUCUUUUGUAUGUUCAUAUUUUGUAUUGUUAAAAAAAAAAGAACCAUGCUAAUUGUCUUAAAUUGGCAGUGAUUUCUAUGGAUGAUUUAGUCUCUCUAGUUUGGAUUGUUUGAAGUGAUGGGGACAUUUCUCAGCAGCAUGCAAUAUAAGGGAUAAUAUAAUACUAACUCCCAAGGUUUUUUCCUUACAACUAAUGACAUAUUUCUCAUUAUGUUGGAACACUGUUUUCUAUAUCACACAGCCCCAAGGUAGCCACAGCUCUAGUAAAAUCGUAGACCUGUCUACCUUUGUACUUCCUCAGCACUGAGAGCAGAGGUAAUUGCCUGUAGCCUCCCUGACAUUGCUCUCUGCAUUCCAAUCUUCACAAUGACUUCUCUCCAUUUCUGCCACACCAGUUGUGUGCUGAAACUCCCAAUUCUUUUCCCCAUGCUUAUCUUGUCCCACAGUCACUUGAACAUGUUAAAUAGGGCUCUUCCUUCAGCAUUAAAUUGAUUCCAUUCAUUGA
Molecule: messenger RNA, 6822 nt
Organism: Oncorhynchus tshawytscha (Chinook salmon)
Lineage: Eukaryota; Metazoa; Chordata; Actinopteri; Salmoniformes; Salmonidae
Product: disintegrin and metalloproteinase domain-containing protein 10-like
Exons: 16
Coding region: 107-2395 (762 amino acids)
Biological process (GO): Notch signaling pathway; membrane protein ectodomain proteolysis
Cellular component (GO): synaptic membrane; plasma membrane
Molecular function (GO): metalloendopeptidase activity involved in amyloid precursor protein catabolic process
Source: RefSeq, a predicted model, not a curated record